UAUAAAUUAAUAUAUAUUCAACAACAACAGACACAAGUAAACACGUGUAACUGACAAUUCACAAAAAUCUAAAAACUUUUUUUAUUGGCUUUCGUGGUAUUUGUCGCUGCAGUAGAAAGAAGGUAAAUUUUUUGAUGGAACUAGUUCAACUGUCAAAGGCGCCGGGCGCUUCGAGCAGCGGCGGCAAAAAUGAGAAGAAUUCACAAUACCGCCAAUUGCGCCAGCUUAUAAUCAAGCUAUCGAUGGGCGAUCAGAUUGUGCUCUAUCGGAGCCAUCAGGAGGUGCAGCAGGUUUGCGAUAGCAUCUGGCGGAGCACACAUAAACGCUUGGACUUUCGACAGCUGGAGCAGGAGUUAAGCGGCGAACCAUUGGGAUAUUUUCUAAACAAUAUGAUGGAUCAUUUUCGUUAUGUGUAUUUCACAGCGGAUCGCCUCCAGGAGAACCUAAAUGUGCUGGAGCGUGCCGGCAUCAAAUCACUCAACAAUGUACAGCACUGUGAGUUGCUCUUGUCCCAGGAGCCGGUGCCCAAGCAGAAGACGAAGCGACAACGUGAGGCGGGCGCUGGCGAUGCUGGACUUGGACGGGUUGUUGGCAUUGCUGCAGUCCUUGGCGGCUCAAUGAUGCCACAAUGGCCGUUGCAUGCCUUGCCGAAAAUGUUGCGCAAUUUGCGCCGCCUCAAGGUGCACUGCGAGGUGCAGGUACAUUUUAUUGAACAGUUUCCACAGCUCGAGCUACUGGUGCUAAAUGGCGAUGUUGCGCAAUCGGCCCUCACCGGCAUUUUGGAGCGCUGCAAACAGCUGAAGCGGCUGUUCAUCAAAUGCAAGAAGGCGCCACCGAAUCUGCACGGCAUCUCCACCUGCAACCGUUUACAGGAUAUUUCGUUGCCGAUGACACUCUUCUUGCAGGCACGCGAUCAGGUCUUGGCGCUGCCGGCAUUGCAUUUGCUGGAGCUAACCGUCGGCGGUCAGAAGCCCGAAAUGGCCAUCGAGUGUUUGCGCUACGUGCUGGAGUUAAAGGCAAACGUCAUUGAGAUUGUGCAAAUGAACUGCGCCUGCUUUGAGGGACCAUAUUGGAUGCGCGAGGCGGGACUCGGUCGUUGCGGACGGCUGCAGGGCCUGGUUUUGAACAAUUGUUAUUUUCACGAUCGCGAGAUAAAUGAACUGAACAUGCCACGAGUAGAGAACUAUUUGGUAUUGAGCGGCUGUCCGGAUCUCAAGGAAUAUCAGCUGCUAGAUAUGAUCAAGAAAUGCCCGACCCUCUCGGAGCUAUAUUUAAUCGACUGCCCGCUGCUCACUGGCAAAGUGCUGCAUGGCAUCUAUCGUAUACGAUGCAGCGAGAAACUCGAUUAUCCCGUCAGCAUUAUCCUUAGCCGCUGCGAUACCAUAAGCAAAGAUUAUCAGGACACGGUCGUAUGCCGAUUAUUGGUAUUUUAAGCUUCCAGUUCUUAAGCUGGAUCGCUUGCUGGAAGAGAAUCGACCAAUUGAAGAUAUGCAGUUAUUCUUUUACAAGAGCAUCAGUACUGAAUGAAUUACUUUAUUUACUUACUAUUUGCAUGGCAUAACGCCCCCCAAUUAGAGAUUAUAUGUUCCGCAAAAAUAUUCAAAAGUCAAAACAAAAAAUAUAUUUAUAUGAUUAGUGCGUCUUUAUUGAAGGUAGCGCAUCCUUCAUGGAGUCCUCAUGGAGAAUCGGGCUACGGUUAAUCCGACACAAUUAUUUCUGUUAAUGG
Molecule: messenger RNA, 1726 nt
Organism: Drosophila montana
Lineage: Eukaryota; Metazoa; Arthropoda; Insecta; Diptera; Drosophilidae
Exons: 2
Coding region: 135-1433 (432 amino acids)
Source: RefSeq, a predicted model, not a curated record